Molecule: messenger RNA, 2268 nt
Organism: Hylaeus volcanicus
Lineage: Eukaryota; Metazoa; Arthropoda; Insecta; Hymenoptera; Colletidae
Exons: 6
Coding region: 1-2268 (755 amino acids)
Cellular component (GO): nucleus; cytoplasmic stress granule; ribonucleoprotein complex
Molecular function (GO): mRNA 3'-UTR binding; poly(U) RNA binding; poly(A) binding
Source: RefSeq, a predicted model, not a curated record
AUGAGUCAUCCUGAACCACCAUUUGCUUCUGCUUCUCUUUAUGUUGGAGACCUUCAUCCUGAUGUAAACGAAACAAUGCUCUUUGACAUUUUCAAUGAUAUCGGUCCAGUUGUAUCAAUCCGAGUUUGUCGUGAAUCGUCCUCCAGAAAAAGCUUAGGAUAUGCUUACGUUAACUAUCAAUGUGUUAGCGAUGCUGAAAGGGCAUUGGAUACAUUGAAUUAUACACCUAUUAAAUCGACGCCUUGUCGUAUUAUGUGGAGUCAUCGUGAUCCUUCUUUAAGGCGUUCAGGAAAUGGAAAUAUUUUUGUUAAAAAUCUUGAUAAAGUGAUUGAUAACAAGGCUUUGUAUGAUACUUUUUCUUUGUUCGGGAAUAUUCUAUCCUGCAAAGUCGCUACAGACGAGAACGGUCUAUCUAAAGGCUAUGGUUUUGUACAUUAUGAAUCCGAAGACUCUGCUCGGCAUGCUAUUGAUAAGGUCAAUAAUAUGCAGAUUGAGUCGAAAACCGUUUAUGUUGGUCUUUUUAAAAAACGUUCAGAACGUCGCAGUGAAGCGGGAGAAAUCUUUACGAAUGUAUACGUUAAAAAUUUUCCUAACGCAUGGACAGAAGAAACAUUAAAAAGCAUUUUUGGUAAAUAUGGUGAAAUUACAAGUGUCGCACUUUGUCAUGAUCGCGCCAAUCGACCAUUUGCUUUCAUCAAUUUCGCGGAGCCAGCUGCAGCAAAAACCUGUGUUGAAAGUUUGCAUGGUAAAAAAACAACGUCUUCUGGGAUAGUAGAAGAGAAUGAUCAUAAAAAAACGGAUGUUGAAGAACCAAAACAAGAGAUUGACACGACGAAGGAAAAAGUAGAGGACAAAAACAUGAACCAAGAGGAGCAAGUAGUGACUGAAAGCAAAAAUUACAAAACACUUGAUGAGAAUGUAAAAGAAAAUGAUUUGAAGCAAGUGGAUAAUUUGGUAGAAGACAAACAGUUACAAGACAUUCCAUCCGAAUUAGAGAGUGGCUUGUAUGUUCAAAGAGCUAUGAGUAAAGCUGAAAGGAAAAGUCAUUUAAAACAAGCCAGCUCACCUAUGGGUUCAAAACAAAAACAGUCUCCUGUAAAUCUUUUCAUAAAAAAUUUAGAGCCCACUGUUACAGAUGAUUUGUUGCUUGAGGCUUUUUCUAAAUUUGGCACAGUGCUAUCAGCUAAAGUGAUGAGGGAUGAGUUAGAAAAUUCAAAAGGGUUUGGUUUUGUUACGUUUGCUUUUGCGAAUGAAGCAACGAGUGCAGUAACAGCUAUGCAUUUAAAUAUGUUUCAUGGAAAACCACUUUAUGUUGGAUUAGCGGAGAAACGUGAUCAUCGUUCUGCUCGAUUACAACAACGAUUUCGAGCCUCGAAUAAUGCAAUGCGUUUUGCUGCGUAUACUAUACCUUCUGCACAACCUACAGUAGCGCCAAUGAUGAUGAAUCAUGGUAAUAGUUUAACUCCUCAACUGGUACCAUUUCAUCAAAAUGCGCCGAAUGCUUCAAUUUAUUACGGAUCGGGAAAUAUUUCCAAUUUACAACAUCCUAUACCGGUUCACACAAAUGUAAGGAGUCCUAUACCUCAGAUGCCUUAUGUUGGAGGACAUCUUCCAGUGUCAGGUAGCACUGCUGUGUGGCCACAGCGUGAGGCAUUAGGAGCUAGUCAAUCGUUCGCGAAUACGACCUCUAUCCCAACAAGUAAUUAUCCGACCUACCCCUUAGCACAAGGUGUGGCGACAAAUGUAGGCAAUAAUGUGGGACUUCAUCCAAAUUUUACUUUCACACCACAAGCAAGAAAUAGGCAAGGUUUCGCAACAACGCAUGCAGAACCCUCAACGGUAACAUCGCAAUCUCAAGUGCAACACUUGACAACGGGGCUACCUCAAUCUGAUGUUAAUCUUGUACCAUCUAAAGCAACAGCUCUUUCAGCUCAAAUGUUAGCUACAGCGCAUCCUCAAAUACAAAAAAAAUUAUUAGGGGAAAAAUUAUUUCCAUUAAUACAUAAACGUCAACCAGAUUUGGCUGGUAAAAUCACUGGAAUGAUGCUGGAAAUGGAUAAUGUUGAAUUACUUUCACUCCUUGAUUCCGAUUCAAGACUUGAUGCUAAAGUCAAUGAAGCCUUGGGUGUUUUACGACGACACCAACAAGGACUUACCACUACUCAGACUACUAGUGCGUGCCAGGCGUCCACCCUCUCAACCACAAAACCCGGCACCUUACUCUCGGGGCCUUCCGUCAUUAACACAACGGAAAUACCUAACGCAUAA